AUGCUGAAGAUACUUUCUCUUAUUUUAUUAACAGGAUACAUAAGUCAAGGUUCAAUAUUUUUCAUUGUAUUUUAAUCCUUUUUUUUUUGAACAUUUACAGCUGAUUCUGUGAAUUGUCAUUUGCCAAAAGAUACUGGAAAUAACUGUGACAGCAGUCCAAUUACAUUGAAAUUCUAUUUUGAUCGUCAUACAAGUAAGUUUUGAUCGAAAAAUGCUAAAAACGUUGAAAACAAAAAAAAUAAAUCUUCUCCCGGAGGAAAACACAACGCUUCCUUUUGGUUUCUUCGUCCACGGCCACGGCCACGAACUAAUUCAUUUUUUCCCAGAUGUUUGUCAACCACUGUUCUACCGCGGUUGCUCCGGAAAUGAGAAUCGUUUCAAUUCACGAGACGAAUGUAAUAAAGCAUGUGUUCCAAGUAUGAUGCAAAAACCAAAAAAAGCGGAUGUAAAGAAAACCGAGGAAAAAAACGAAGAAGAAAUUUCAGAUGAAGAUGAAGAGGACGAAAAUGAGAAUGAUUCUGGAAAAGAUAUGACUCUUGUUGGUAAAUGAAAUUAGGGAACCAUGAUUCAUUUUUCUUGGUUUUUUUUUCAAUUUUUUAAAAACCUUCAAAAUUUGUUGGGAAAUGUUUAUCCGGAGAUUCUAAAAUUUUGAAACUUAUUUUCAGUAAAUCAGUGCAAACUUUUAACCGACGCAAAAAUCUUCGACAAAGCCAAAACCUGUGACAAAGGAUGUGGAGUUGGCUGGAAAUGCAACAAAAAUAAUUAUUGUUGUCCAUACAAAGAUGUAGUUUGUAAUAUGCCAGCUUCAUCAGGAUCAGAAAGUAUUGCAUUCAAACAUUAUGGAAGAUAUGCCUAUCAACCAGGACUCAAAAAUUGUAUUCGAUUCUCAUAUUUUGGUGUUGGUGGAAAUUUCAACAACUUUCUCACUUAUAAUGAUUGUAAAAAAUAUUGUAUGAAAUAA
Molecule: messenger RNA, 961 nt
Organism: Caenorhabditis angaria
Lineage: Eukaryota; Metazoa; Nematoda; Chromadorea; Rhabditida; Rhabditidae
Source: the annotation of a GenBank genome assembly